CUGUCGCGUGCGGUGCUGUGCUCUCGCUCUGUCAGAGGCUCUGGCGGCCUCCUCGAUGGUAACUGGAGCGUGUGCAGAGUGUUGGGGUGUGAUGGCUGCUUACUGCAAGACGAUACUAGUAUUACUGCUUAUUUUUCAAGAACAUCUAAUAGCAAGUGCUUAUAAUGAAGAGGAGGAUGUACCUAAAGAAUGGUUUCUCCUUCAUGUGGUUCAAGGUCAGAUUGGUGCUGGAAACUACAGCUACUUGAGACUAAAUCAUGAAGGGAAGAUAGUGCUUCAAAUGCAGAGUUUAAAAGGUGAUGCAGACUUGUAUGUGUCUGAUGUGACCCUUCAUCCCAGUUUUGAUGAUUAUGAAUUACAAUCUGUAACUUGUGGCCAAGAUGUGGUUUAUGUCCCAGCACACUUCCGCCGCCCGGUGGGAAUAGGGAUUUAUGGCCAUCCCUCUCACCUAGAAAGUGAAUUCGAAAUGAAAGUGUACUAUGAUCAAACAGUUGUAGAAUCUCCAUUUGGUGGUGGCUCCUACAAUCCAGAAGAUAUGGAGAUGAGCCGGAAGCAGUUUCAUUCAACGGAAGAUGAGUCUCAGGAUGAAGAAUCAGUCUUCUGGACUAUAUUGAUUGGAAUACUAAAAUUAAUACUUGAAAUUCUCUUUUAGAGUUAUAGUUCGACAACUGGUCUUUGGCUGUGGACAAUCUGUCAAACUGAAUGAAUGCUGUUUUACAAGCAUUAGUACUAACUUCUAUGUUCUAUGCUGGGGAGGGAAAAAUAAAGCCAUAACUAAUUUUGUAUUGUAAAUUUUCCCAGAGCUACACUGUAGCAUGCACAGUAUUUGUACAGUUUUCCCUUAACUGAUCAGGGUCAAAUAUGAAUGUUACAGUUCACUGUGACUUUGAAUAUAACUUAUUUUCUUUAUAAAGAUUUUGAGAAUUUUAGAAAUGUAAAUCUGUACAAUAAACACUACAGAAAUUUUCUUUCCUUUGAAUCAGCUAGGACAAAGUUCCACUUUAAAAGGUGAAUAACCUUUGGAGCAUGAAAGCCCUUUAAGGGUGCUUUAUAUCAUGACGUACUGAAAAGGAAAUAUUAUUUCUGAAAUAGCUGAACAGCUUCCAUGGGGGAGACUGGCAACAUCAAUGUGUACUGUAUAUCUGCACAGGGGCGAAAUGUGUUCCCUUCUCAAAUUUUUAACAGUGCUUUCCUCAUUCAUUUUCUGGUCUUAGCACUUAACUUUCAGAAGAGCUCAAAGAGCAAAUACAUUUCAAGAACAAGAAACUGGUGUAGUGGAAACAAUAGUCCAGUAGACACUUCACAAUGCUCAGUUCAAAUUGUAGGUGUGUUUUUUUAUAAAGAGACACUCAUUCAAGUAACAGUUACUUGUGGCAAACUCGAGAAUUUAAAGCUCCUUAUCUUCAAAAAAAAUUGCCUGGGCAGAAUCCACCGAAGUGCUUACACCUCUGCUGAUUCUCUUUCACAAGCAGUGGAUCUCACCAAUUCCGUUGUGCGAGUGGGAUCAACCACUUGUGCAAGAGAGAUUUAGCACUUCCCAGAGGAAGCCCUGAAACCAGGGGAAACAUUUGUUUCUCGAUUGCAACAGGUCUGCCUGGUUCCAGAAACGAGCAUUUUCACUUGUUUCUGGUUGCCCCGGAAGUGCUGCGAAACCUUCUUUAUGCAAGUGGUGGGUCCCACUUGCGGACAGGAAUUAGCGGGGCAUAAGGGAAUUGGUGGAGGUGUAAGCGCCCCAUUGGAUUCCACCUACUGUUCCAAAAAGUAUGUAACAGCAGACUAGUCUGCUGGGGUGGACAGAGAUCUUGAAGCUAGAAUGAGGGUGGGCAUAGUUCAAGAGAAGCAAUUUGGCCUGAGUAAGAUAAGAGUGUUUCUUUCCACACCUUUUCUUAUUGAAGUCAUAAUAAUUCAAACACUAUAUACUUCUUAAAGCAGAUUUUUUUUCUGGUGAAGUGUUGUGAGUUACCACUCUACUUUCUGAUAGUACUCCUCACUUAAUCACCAAUUAGUAAUCGAAUCCUUUCCUUUUAGUAGGACAGAGAACACAAGUGAUUGCUAUGCAAUAAAUAAGUCUGCUAUAUUUUUCUAUAUAGAAGUGACUGCUAUUUAGCAUUGAAUCCAUAGGACAAAUUAUACAUUUACAAAAUACAGAGCAUUCUCCUCUGUGUUGGACUGUAAGUUGCUAAGUAAAAAAUACUGGAACAGAAUGUACCCAAUAACCUUCCCCACCAUACUAAAAUUAAAAACUUUAUUUGGUGAAAAA
Elgaria multicarinata webbii is the source of this 2260-nucleotide messenger RNA. It is a transcript of the gene C4H6orf120, whose product is annotated as chromosome 4 C6orf120 homolog. NCBI's taxonomy places the organism in Eukaryota, Metazoa, Chordata, Lepidosauria, Squamata, Anguidae. The transcript has 2 exons. Bases 56 to 652 code for a protein of 198 amino acids. The record is from RefSeq and is a predicted model, not a curated record.